UGUGCAAUAUAAAACUAACUUUACCUAAGUCCAAAAUAGUAUUUAGAUUAGCAGCUCACUCGGAUUUGAGAUUUAGGCAACCCAACAAGGUUGCUGCCAUUAACUCCCAUUCAAAUCAUUAUAAACAACAGGAUGAAAAUCGUGGAUGAUGAUGAUUGGAGGCAGCUCGCUGCUCACGAAGAAGAAAACAAGGAUGAUGAAGACGACGAGGAGGCGCCUGUGAUAGCAGAAAUGAUAGAUGAACGGCCAGAUGAGGUUAAGCAGUUGGAGGCAUUCCGAGCCAGUAACAAGUGGAAAGUGAUGGGUGAUACAGAUCCCCAAGAAAUCCAGGACUCAAUUUUAAAUAGAAGUUCAGAAACUGACAGAGGUCAUAUGGUACAGCAUGACUCGCCAGAUGGUUCUCCUGUACGGAGGGUGCGGCACAACUCCCCUGAACUCUCGCCCAAAAGGGGUCGCCAUGACUUGCCAGAUCUCUCACCUCCGGGAAGAAAAUAUCAUGACUCGUCUGAUCUUUCUUCCCAGAGACACAGAACAGAAAACAAAAACAGACGACAUGACUCCUCAUCGCCUUCCACUCCAAGAAAGAGCGUAAAAGUCUCACCUUCCAGAUCUCAGAGGCAGCACAAUAAAGAGUCCCAGCACAGAAAAAAGACGAAAGCCAACCCCUCGGGUGACCUUUCGCCCCCCAGGAUACGAGCCCAGACCAGCAAAUGCUCUGACUCGGACCAGUCCCCUCCACGCAGAUGUCCCCAUGGGCGACUGGGCUCGGAUUCAGAUCUCUCUCCUCCCAGGAAGAAGCACCAGGGGAGAAGUGGAUCUGACUCUGACCUGUCUCCACCACGUAGGACACACUCUCUUGAUGGACAGGCAGCCCCUCAAAUGUUAUCUGGUGGAGCUGCUGGCCUAGUCUCUGUAGACACCCUGAGGAAAGAGCAGGAAGAAAUUCGCAAAAGGGAAAAACACAACCAGCCUCUUGAAGAGCAAUCCAGAAAUGCACAGACCGUGUUUCGAGAUAAAUCCGGGAGGAAACGUGACCUGGACUCAGAGAGACUUGAGCUCAGCAAGAAAGCUGGAGAGAAAGCAGAAAAAGAUGAGAAAUAUGCAGAGUGGGGAAAAGGGCUUGCCCAGGGUGAAAUGCAGCAGCAGAACUUGGCAGAUGCCGUGCGAGAGGCUCAGAAGCCACUAGCGUGACACAUAGAUGAUGAGGACCUGGAUCGGAUGCUUAGGGAGCAGGAGAGGGAUGGGGACCCUAUGGCAGCCAUGCUUCGCAAGAAGAAAGAGAAAAAUACUAAAUUGAAAGGAAUCAAAGAUAAACCCUGUUACAGGGGUUCACCCCCUCCUCCAAAUCGUUUUAACAUUAUGCCAGGGUAUCGCUGGGAUGGAGUUGACAGGUCCAAUGGUUUUGAACAGAAGCGGUACAGCAGAAUGGCUGAUAAGAAAGCUGUGCAAGAGAUGGCGUACAAAUGGAGUGUGGAGGACAUGUAGAUCACAUGGAGAUCUAAAUGUAUAUAUAGAUUUACACUGUAAAAACUGGCUCCAGUAUAGUUCCACCACACCUGCACACCUUUUCAAGUGGGACUUCUUAUUUCAAGUGUCAUCAUGAAUUGGUUUGUAUAGAAAGAUAUGUUUUGUUUGCAUUGAUCAGUAAAAUUUUCUCUAGGCAACAUGCAUUUCUUUAUUGAACUUAUUUUUAAAUGCUUAUUGUAACAUUUUUAACAACUCUUGAUUUUCUGAAAAUGUAUUUUGAAUGACUUACCAUAUUUGAAACAAUGAUGCUGUACACGUUCUUUUUUGUGAUUUUGUUAAUUAUUAAAUUUAAACAAAGAAUCUUUGAGUUGGCUUGAACUAUCCCCCAUUUUUGUUAUAUCCUAAGUAAAUCUCUACUGCUCUUAAACAAGAUUGUUUAUUCUUAAUCAAGAGUUUGAUUUCUAAUGUCAUGUGGUACAGGAGGAAAAGCAUCAGUCCCAAAAGAUGUGACAACAAUGUUACAUGUUUAUAAUACAGGUUGAAUAAUGCAACAGUAUAAUUAAAAGAAGCAAUUUAAUUAUUUUUAUCAUCCAGUGUAAAAAUGUACCUUGAUAGUUCUCAG
Messenger RNA from Xyrauchen texanus (razorback sucker), 2089 nucleotides. Its product is annotated as BUD13 homolog. The record is from RefSeq and is a predicted model, not a curated record. NCBI's taxonomy places the organism in Eukaryota, Metazoa, Chordata, Actinopteri, Cypriniformes, Catostomidae. Gene Ontology annotation, biological process: mRNA splicing, via spliceosome. Gene Ontology annotation, cellular component: RES complex; U2-type spliceosomal complex. Gene Ontology annotation, molecular function: RNA binding.